AUGCCUCUCUGGGACAUCAAACAUAGCCCAAACACUAUUACGGCUCUUGAAAAAGAACAACUCGCCAAGUCAAUCACUAAAUUGUACGUCUCGUACGGCCUACCUGCAUUCUACGUCCAAGUUCGCUUCACCGAGGACACCCCCGGUACUGCAUUCGUUGGCGGCGAAACUCACCCCAACUUUGCAGCCUUGACAAUUUAUCACAUUGCUCGUGCCUUCAAGAGCGACGAAAGCAAACAGCGAUUCUUAGCUGAUGUUGAUGCGAUCCUCAAUCCUGUAUUUGAAUCGAAGGGAAUGGAUUGGGAGUACUGGAUUACGGAAGUGUCGAGAGACUUGUGGAAGCUCAAUGGUCUGGUCCCGCCACCGACUGGGUCUGAGGGGGAGAAGAAGUGGGCCGAACUGAACAAGGCUGUUAAGCUCUAG
Penicillium griseofulvum is the source of this 423-nucleotide messenger RNA. Its product is annotated as tautomerase family protein. The record is from RefSeq and is a predicted model, not a curated record. NCBI's taxonomy places the organism in Eukaryota, Fungi, Ascomycota, Eurotiomycetes, Eurotiales, Aspergillaceae. Bases 1 to 423 code for a protein of 140 amino acids. The transcript has a single exon.